GCGGGGCCUGGCCGGCGGCGGGGCGGCUGCGCGGGGAGCGGCCGGAGCGCGGAGCGGCCCGGCGCUGGCAGGGCGGCGGUUGCGGGCUGCCAGACCAUGCUGAGCGGAGCGUGCGGCUGGCUCGCCUCAGCGCUGCGGGGUCCGCGCGGGCCGUCGUUCGCGGUCGCCCGGAGGCGCCUUCACGCGUCGGGGGCGCGGCGGUCCUCAGACAAGAGCGAGAGGACCGGAGGCCCGCCCCGCGCCUUCGACCCGGCGCUGCUCGAGCUCCUGGUGUGCCCGCUCUCCAAGAAGCCGCUCAGAUAUGAAGCAUCGACAAAUGAAUUGAUUAAUGAAGAGUUGGGAAUAGCCUAUCCAAUUAUUGAUGGGAUUCCUAAUAUGAUACCACAGGCAGCUAGGAUGAUACAUCAGAAUAAGAAGCAAGAAGAAACGGAGCAGCACUAG
This is a messenger RNA of Nyctereutes procyonoides (raccoon dog), 441 nucleotides long. It is a transcript of the gene PYURF, whose product is annotated as PIGY upstream open reading frame. Bases 97 to 441 code for a protein of 114 amino acids. The transcript has 2 exons. Lineage: Eukaryota; Metazoa; Chordata; Mammalia; Carnivora; Canidae. The record is from RefSeq and is a predicted model, not a curated record.